Messenger RNA from Linum trigynum, 2258 nucleotides. The record is from the annotation of a GenBank genome assembly. NCBI's taxonomy places the organism in Eukaryota, Viridiplantae, Streptophyta, Magnoliopsida, Malpighiales, Linaceae.
UCGAUCAUGUCGGUCAUACCGGUGGUGUCACACCGGUUUUAUGACCGGUAUCGGUUAAAUUGCCAGAUUCAACCUGUGGCACACCGGUCGGCGAGACAUCCAUAAUCCUAACUUUUCUCUUUGAAAAACUGAUGGAGGAUUAAAAAGUGUAAGUAAUGAUUCAGAUUAAAAAAAAUUAGUUUAUGAGAUUUUAUAGUAAUUAUUAAUUUAUUAUAUUUAAAAAUGGACUUGCUCCCAAAGUUAUCACAAUCGCUUCUGUUCUCCAAAUUUCUUUUUUUUUUGGUAAGGUGUUCUCCAAAUUUCUAAUUGUGAGUGAGUUUAUUUUAUUUCAAAAUAAUCCACGUCAUAAUUUCAUGGGCUGGGCAUGUGUCAAGAUUAGAAAGCCAAAAUUGGAAUUUGUAUGGAAAAUGAGGCGUGGGUGGCAGUUAAUCCCCACUAACCCCUACUUUUAAGCUUAACCCUACCUCAUUUUCUUUCAUGUAUAAAAGCAUACUUCUGCCACUUUUAUUUGCUCCUACCACCUCCCUGCUCGAGUGUUCUAAUCAAAUAAUAACCUUGCCCUUCCUUCUACGAUAACCCCUGCUCAAAGACAUGCCUCUUCGUGCCUUAGUUGACUUGGGUAUUGAAGAUGUUGACUGUGGAGUUCAUGUUAGAGUGCUGCGCAAAUGGACUGUGAAGAAUAGAAGCACAAAAGAAGAUGUUUUUGUUAACAUGAUCAUUGUUGAUGCUUCGGGAUAUCAAAUGGAAAUUGUUAUUCAUAAGAUCUUGAUCCCAAGGUUUGCUCCACUCAUUAUGGAAGGCAGCGUGUACUAUUUCGGUCAGUUCUUGGUUCAGAGGAACACUACUAGCUUCCGUGUAACUGCACCGAAGUUUCGUAUCGUGCUCCUCCCUGAUUCGGUCUGUGAAGAAUUGGUGGAUUGUGCUGACAUUCCAAAGUUCAGCUUCCGUUUUCUGGAAACAGGCGGUUUUAAGGAUGCAUUUGAGGGCCAAGACUUCUUAUUUGAUUUAGCUGGAAAAAUGGUGCAAUGUGAUGCUACAGAACUCCUAUGUGAUGAGAUGGCUUCUAUCAAAAAGAAGAAUAUCCAAAUUCGCCUAAUUGAUGGUGAAAUUGUUAAGGUGAUUUUGUGGGACUCAUUGGUCGACCAGCUUGACAAUUACCUUGCCACUGAAUCUGAAAUUGGGACAGUGCUCACAAUCACUUCUGUUUAUGUGCAUAAAUACCAUGGAGAGUACUUUUUUUCCUCCUCAUGUGCCUCUAAGAUGCACUGCAAUCUGCACUAUCCUCCUGGCCAUCCUUUGCUCGAUUUUAGUACCAGUAGUGGUGUUCCUCGCAGUGAUGGUGAAAUCUGCCAGAGUCUGAUCGUACCAAGUUCUGUGAAAUCGAUGGAAGCUUUGAAUGCUGCUGGUCCCAUUUAGGUAUAGGCAAACCAUUUUCCACUUAUUUACUAAUGACCAUUUUGGAUUAUGUGAAGAAAUUUGGUUAACUUUAUGUGUUGACCCCAUUUUCCAAUUUUUUCCAGGGACUGACUUUCAAAAUACAAGCAGAGGUCACAGAAGUGAAUGCUUAUUGGUCUGAUCGACAAAAAGCUUUUAUAGUUCAACUCCUUGUGAAAGAUGGCAACAAUGGUUGUGCUUUAAUCUUCAAAAGCAAUGUCUUUUGGUCAGUCACAGACUCAAUUUUUGAGAGUGCAGCUCAGUUUCAGAGGUCAAGUUUCGAGGUCAACUUGAAGUCCUUGAGGGGCAAGAUGUUUCAGUUCCUGGUGAAAGUUGUGCCUCACUUUUAUAAACCUGGAGGAGUGCACUUUGAGGUUGUGAAAAUCUUCAGUGGCUGAAAGAACAUCAAGAAAUUAGUUUCAGUAGUAUUGUAAAUAGUCAUUUUUAUGCCCUUUGUCUUGAUAUUGUCAUGCUUUAUUUCAAAAAAAAAGUUAGUUUGAGAUGGUAACUAUUGCUCAUUUCAGUGAUUUGGUGAGUCAUUGUUGACUUUCUCUUGGUCAUAAUUUCAGUUUCAUUUAUUUGGAUUUGAUUUGGAUUGUGAACCAGUGUUGAUCAUCAUUCUAUUCGUUUGUUCAAGGCCAUACCUGGCGUUUUACACUUCUAAUCUUUCUUUUCUAUAUUGUGAAUAAUUGUUGGUCUUUAUUUGGUCUCAGUUGAGAAUGGCAUUGUCAUUCCUUUCUUAACAUUCAGCCCAAUCAAAAUAAGGCCCAAUAUUAAGAGCCGUACAAACAUACAUGCCUCUACAAUGAAAUUUCAAACUAUUC